CAAAAUGGAAAAUUAGAGGCCGACGACAUCCACCAUUCCUGUUCCCAAGGCAAUCCGGCUUUUCUCCUCCAGGAGCGGUGAAGGAAGGGAAGCGCGUAUACAGAUUUUACCGGCGAAGAAUCAGAAGCAUCUGUAUGAAAUCGAUUACAAAAGCGAGCUUCAAACUGAACAAAGCCUAACUAGGGUUCGGACUUCUCCCUCUCCCGCUUGCCCACUCAGGUGAAUCCCUCUCUCUUCCUAUAUCACGUUUUCCCUGAAUUGGCCACUGCGUGGAUUGUGUUUCGAAUUCCAUUGCUUCUUUUCAGCCCCAGUGAUACAGUCUUCUGUUCCGCACGGCAUUUGGUUUACGAAUUAGUUCUGGGUUGUGAUUGUAUUUUUGAAUUGGGUAUUCAGGAACAGGCUAGUUUUUUUUUCUUCUUUUUACUAUGGAGAUGCCCCCUUUAGUUCUUGCAUAAGCUUCCACUCAGGGACAUUCCAAAUCUGACCUUGAGUUUCAUGUACAGCUGCAAGCCCUCAUUUGCCCCUAAGUAGUUUCGUUGAUAUGGGUAAGUUUUAAGAAAUAGGAGGUAGCCGGUUCCUUUUAGGAUAUAUUUUGGGUAAAGACGUCACCUUUAGAAUUGCAGUAGAUGGUUGCUUGCUCUUAGUGCUGGGUUUUGUUAAAUUUUCAAGAAACAGACCUCCCAAAUGUUUGUUUUGGUGCAGAAUAUCCGGUUUUCAAAAUGACUCCUGUAUGCCCGUUUGUGAAAGCUGCUCGGCCUGACGAUGCAUCAUCCAAAAAGCUUGGGGAAAGUCCGAACAAACAUGGGUCUGAGAAUGAGGGGAAGGCAAAGAAAGAGUCGAGUGAUUCUGCCAGCGUCUCUCCUAAAUGUCCCUUUGGAUAUGAUUCCGGGACCUUCAAAUUGGGUCCUCUCAGUUGUAUGAUCUGCCAAGCACUUCUCUUUGACUGUUCAAAGUGCAUUCCUUGUUCUCAUGUAUACUGCAAAGUCUGCAUCUCGCGCUUCAAGGACUGUCCUUUGUGUGGAGCUGACAUCGAGAAGACCGAAGCUGAUACCGAUCUUCAAAGUGUAGUUGAUCGCUUCAUUGAAGGUCAUGCUAGAAUCAAGAGGUCUAAUACUGAUGCAGAUAAAGAUGCAGGUGGAGAUACAAAGAUUGUGUAUGAGGAUGUGUCUUUGGAAAGAGGUGCUUUCUUGGUCCAACAAGCCAUGAGGGCAUUCCGUGCUCAAAAUGUGGAAAGUGCCAAAUCAAGACUCCGUCUUUGUGUUGAUGACAUCCGGGGACAGAUAGAAAUAAUGGGCAAUACAUCCGAGUUGUGCUCACAACUUGGAGCAGUCCUCGGAACACUUGGUGACUGCUGUCGGGCAACAGGAGAUGCUAGUUCUGCCAUUAAUUAUUUUGAAGAGAGUGUUGAGUUCCUUACAAAAUUACCCACAGAUAAUCUGGAGAUCACACACACACUUUCUGUCUCUCUUAACAAAAUUGGAGAUCUGAAGUAUUAUGCUGGAGACAUGGAAGCUGCAAGGUCGUUCUACUCGCGAUCACUUAAUGUGCGUCGUGAUGCCAUGCAACAUCAUCCUAAUGUCCCAUCCCAGACCCUAGACGUUGCUGUUUCCCUCGCAAAGGUUGCUGAUGUUGACAGAAGCAUAGGCAAUGAAGAUGAUGCUGCUGGUGGGUUUCAAGAGGCCAUAAAAUUGCUGAAGUCUUUGACAUUAAAACCCGAAGAAGUUGGUCUUGAGCAACGGCGGCUUUCAGUACUGGAAUUUCUCAAUAGUCAACUUGGAGGCUAGCACCAAGCCUCAUGAAGUUGGAUCAAAACCUCCUGCAGCUUGUUGUUUAGAACAAGACCAAUGAUGUCAGAAUAAUAACUCGCCCCCACUUCCUGAUGUAUAUAGUAUAUACAUGAUUCUCCAAAAGAGACUGUGCCCUUAUGAACACAGAACAUCAUCAGGCUUUCCCACAUCAUGCAUACAAAGAUCUUAGCUACGUUCAUAUGUUGCUGACGUCUUUUGAGGCAAAGUUGUAUCCCGGGAACUGGCUCUGAUCAGUGGUUUGUUACUGUCAGAAUGGAUGUUGGUUCAUGUUAUUUCUUUCGUUUAUGAGGUUCACUCUAUUGCAAGUGUUCUGCAAAUGCUUUAUCCUCAUGGCAACGCGUACAUGCUAAUGAUACGAGAAAAUUAAUAAUUUUUCUACUGUAUUAGAUCAAGUUUCGUUGCGAAUUUCUUCCCUUACUGAAAUUCACCUUCCUCGCUAUUUUAAGCGUCUUGUUUAUCAUGGAACUACAUGUUUCUUUUUUCUGACGUUUGCUAUAUAUGAAGGGUAAAUAAGAGUUUUAUGGAACU
Linum trigynum is the source of this 2336-nucleotide messenger RNA. The record is from the annotation of a GenBank genome assembly. Lineage: Eukaryota; Viridiplantae; Streptophyta; Magnoliopsida; Malpighiales; Linaceae.